CAUGAAGAGAGGUCGUAUUGUCAGUAUAAGUCAUGAAAUACCAGAGGAUAGUCCAUUCAAGACAUACAGGGAUCUGAAAAGACACUGGAAGAAUACUUAUGGGUACAGACUUCCAGAGAGUGAAGAUGAUAUUAACUUUUACCAAAUCAGAUUUGGUCCUCAAGGUGGAAAACUGUUUACAUAUCCUUUCUGUUUCAAUAUGUGUAAAAACAUUUGUGAAUACAUUUCCUUAACUUUGAGAACAUACCCUGAAGUUUGUCUAAGAGGAAGAGAGUUGCAGAAAGUGGCAAGAGUAGACCCAAAGCCAAUCCUGAGAUCAUUUAUGUUAGAAAUACAGAGUAAAUUUCCAACUGUGUGUGGUUGCCCAAUCAAACUUCAGUCAAAAGCCAAGUUUACUGUGACGGAUCUUCUUCCCAGUGGCCAGAAUACAAUAAAAGAUCAUCCAAACUUAACAAAUAAGAUGAGUUCUUCUCGACCUACUGUGUAUAGAACAAAAGAUGAGAUGGUGAAAAUGAUGGCAUCGUCAAACAACACAUCUAUUCCCAACCCUACGAACUGUUCACAGAGCUUAAAUGGACGGAAAGAAACAGUUUCAGUCAUAUCCACCAAGAAUAUAUCUCAGGAAUUUUCUGACCGUUCAAAGACAUUGGAUAAAAGUGUUACUCCUAACAAUCAGGAACGUAUCAGUAAUCAGUCUUUUAGAUGCAUUGCAAAUAGUAAAGAAGAAGCACAAUUCAGUCGAAAUAUUUUAUCUGAAAAUAUCAGACCAAUUACAAAAGAACAUCCUGAUUCAGAUAAGAGCAGUAUUAAUAGUAACAAUGAGAUGUCAGCAAUUUCUGUGGCUUUGCAAUCAGGUAGUCAAAAUAAGGAAAGAUUUAUCAGAACCCCAGAAAAUGCUUCAAAAGUUGGAAUAAACAGCUCUGUGCAUUUAUCAGCAUACACUCCAACAACAAGUUCUAGUCUAAUGAAUAAGCAAGAAACGGGUUCACACAAAUUGAUUCCACAAUUCAAACCCAAAAAACUUUUGCCAUUAAUUGAAUCUGCUAAACCAGUGGUUGCACAGAAAAUUGUACCAGUGUUUCAUCCGCAGAAGAAAUCAUCAACAGGCUGUAUUUCUCAACAGAAAUCUAAAUCUACUGUUAACAAAGCAUUUAUUUCACACACUCCAAGUAGACCUUCUGUUCAAGGCCAUCUAACGUCUGUUGAAAGGCAAGGACUUCCUUUAAAUACACCCGUUUCAACACCAAUGUCCUCUUCCGUAAAUAAUGCUUCAGCACUCACUCCACUCAACAGACCAACAUUCAGUAAGACAGUUCCACUCUUUAAGAAAUCUGUUACUGCAAGUACGGGUUGUGUACCUUCAAAUUCGGGAAAGGCUACAACUGGAAAGGAUGGGAAAUUGCAAAAAGAAAAAAAGGCUACCAAGAGACCAAAAGCAACGAAGAAAGACGGUCAAAAUGAAUCCCGGAAGGCCAAGAAACUAAAGAAAGCUGAGGCAUGAUGUUAAGGACUUAAUACAAUAAACAACAUAGAUUGUGUGUACUUACGAGAUUAUUUGUUUAUUAAAGUAGACUUCAUUUGUAGGUUUUUAAGUGCGGUGAUAUUUCGUAUCACAUUAAUUGUGUAAUUUCUAACCCUUGUUAUAGUUGACUCGUUCGUUUAUCAUUCUUCUUACAAGACAGGUGUUGCGAAAAAUGUAUUGUUUGUACAUCUACGACAGAAAAACAAAGUAAAAAACAAAAUGAAAAUAAUGUAUCAUCUGACACCUUCCAUAAGUGACAUUUGAUCAUAGAUUGGUGAAUGUAUACAAGGCUGUAAAAUGCUAGACUAUAAAUUUGCCUGAAUUUAAACACCUUUAAACAUGUAUCUCUUAUAUCGAAUAAACAUAUUUCAAUAAAUCAAAUUAAAAUGU
This is a messenger RNA of Ruditapes philippinarum (Manila clam), 1912 nucleotides long. RefSeq lists its product as uncharacterized. The record is from RefSeq and is a predicted model, not a curated record. NCBI's taxonomy places the organism in Eukaryota, Metazoa, Mollusca, Bivalvia, Venerida, Veneridae.